Messenger RNA from Erigeron canadensis, 1071 nucleotides. Its product is annotated as probable ribose-5-phosphate isomerase 3, chloroplastic. Bases 75 to 911 code for a protein of 278 amino acids. Gene Ontology annotation, molecular function: ribose-5-phosphate isomerase activity. NCBI's taxonomy places the organism in Eukaryota, Viridiplantae, Streptophyta, Magnoliopsida, Asterales, Asteraceae. The transcript has a single exon. Gene Ontology annotation, biological process: pentose-phosphate shunt, non-oxidative branch. The record is from RefSeq and is a predicted model, not a curated record.
UAGUACUAUAAACAAAUCUAUUUGUCUAGACAUCCAAACAACAUACAUUUGACCCUACGCCAAACACACCAACCAUGAACUCCUUAUCUCUCCUUUCCCGUCCACCACUCUCCUCCGCCAUCCGCCGCCACAACACCACCGUCACCUUCACCGCCCCACGACGUCUCACCAUCAAAGCCUUCUCAGCCCAGACCCCAGUCCAACCAUUAACCCAAGACGACCUCAAAAAACUCGCCGCAGACAAAGCCGUCGAAUACGUCUCUUCCGGCAUGGUCGUCGGUCUAGGCACCGGCUCCACCGCCGCCUUUGUGGUCUCCAAAAUCGGCGAGUUAAUAUCAAAAGGUGAAUUAAAAGAUAUAAUAGGAAUACCCACUUCAAAAAGAACAUAUGAACAAGCUUUAUCAUUAGGUAUCCCUUUAUCUAUAUUAGACGACCAUCCUAAAUUAGAUCUUGCAAUUGACGGCGCCGACGAAGUUGACCCAGAUUUAAAUCUGGUCAAAGGUCGCGGCGGCGCAUUACUUCGUGAAAAAAUGGUAGAAGCCGCUUCUGAUAAGUUCGUUGUAGUGGUUGAUGAUUCGAAACUCGUAUCGGGUUUAGGGGGAAGUGGGUUGGCAAUGCCUGUAGAAGUUGUACAAUUUUGUUGGAAAUAUAAUUUAAUUAGACUUAAGGAAUUGUUUAAAGAAGAAGGGUGUGAUGCUAAAUUAAGAUUAGGUGAUGAUGGAAAGCCUUAUGUUACUGAUAAUAUGAAUUAUAUUGUUGAUUUGUAUUAUAAGACGCCUAUUAAAGACGCUUGGGCCGCGGGUAAAGAGAUUUCGUCGUUUGAAGGUGUCGUUGAACACGGAUUGUUUUUGGAUAUGACUACUGCUGUUAUUAUUGCCGGUAAAGAUGGUGUUAGUGUCAAGAGUAAGUAAGUGAUGUAAUUUGAUACAAUGUUGGGAGAUUGUGUCAUGUUUUUUUUUUUUUUUUUUGUUAUGUUGUUAAUGUAUCUUGACUAUAAAUUCACAAUUUGUGUAUUUAGAUUUUGUUUAUGUUUUGGAAUAAGAGCAAAGUAAUACGUUGUUGUGAUGAAAA